Messenger RNA from Chroicocephalus ridibundus (black-headed gull), 5731 nucleotides. It is a transcript of the gene ARHGEF7, whose product is annotated as Rho guanine nucleotide exchange factor 7. The transcript has 22 exons. Gene Ontology annotation, molecular function: guanyl-nucleotide exchange factor activity; protein binding. The record is from RefSeq and is a predicted model, not a curated record. Gene Ontology annotation, biological process: lamellipodium assembly; intracellular signal transduction. Lineage: Eukaryota; Metazoa; Chordata; Aves; Charadriiformes; Laridae. Gene Ontology annotation, cellular component: lamellipodium; cytoplasm. The coding region runs from base 140 to 2728 and encodes 862 amino acids.
GCGGGGCCGGGGCGUCGUCAUCUGCAUUCACAUGGGGGCGGCGCCGGCCUCCGCCUGAAGCCCCCGCCCGGGGAGACACAAAAACCCACGCGAGGCGCGGGGCGCCGCGACCCCCGCCCGCCCCGCCGCCGCCAUCGCCAUGAAUUCGGCGGAGCAGACCGUUACGUGGCUGAUAGCCCUGGGCGUGCUGGAGUCGCCCAAAAAGACCAUCUCCGACCCCGAGGGCUUCCUCCAGUCCUCCCUGAAGGACGGGGUGGUGCUCUGCCGCCUGCUCGACCGCCUGCUCCCGGGCACCAUAGACAAAGUGUACCCGGAGCCGCGGACGGAGGGCGAGUGCCUGAGCAACAUCCGCGAGUUCUUGCGGGGCUGCGGUGCCUCCCUCCGCCUGGAGACUUUUGAUGCAAAUGACCUGUAUCAGGGACAGAAUUUCAGCAAAGUUCUCAGCUCUCUCGUGGCUUUAAAUAAGGUGACUGCAGACAUAGGGCUGGGCAGUGACUCUGUAUGCGCACGUCCCUCAUCUCAUCGGAUAAAAUCUUUCGAUUCUCUGGGAUCCCAGUCUGUACACAGUAGAACUUCAAAGCUCUUUCAGGGACAGUAUCGGAGUUUGGACAUGACAGAUAACAGCAACCAUCAGUUGGUGGUGAGAGCAAAGUUUAAUUUUCAACAGACGAAUGAAGAUGAACUUUCUUUUUCAAAAGGAGAUAUUAUUCAUGUUACAAGAGUGGAAGAAGGAGGCUGGUGGGAAGGAACUCUAAAUGGCAAAACAGGGUGGUUUCCAAGUAACUACGUGCGAGAAAUAAAAUCAAACGAAAAACCGGUCUCCCCCAAAUCAGGUACAUUGAAGAGUCCACCUAAAGGCUUUGAUACGUCUGCAAUUAACAAAAGCUAUUACAAUGUGGUGCUACAAAAUAUAUUAGAAACAGAAAAUGAAUAUGCUAAGGAGCUACAAACAAUGCUUUCAAACUACCUGCGACCAUUACAAGCCAGUGAAAAGUUAAACUCGGCAAAUACUUCAUACUUAAUGGGAAACCUGGAAGAAAUAAGUUCUUUCCAGCAAAUGCUUGUACAGUCUUUAGACGAAUGCACCAAGUUGCCUGAAGCUCAGCAGAGGGUUGGAGGAUGUUUUCUAAAUUUGAUGCCACAAAUGAAAAGCUUAUACCUUGCAUACUGUGCCAACCAUCCAUCAGCAGUAAAUGUUCUCACAGAACACAGUGAGGAGCUAGGAGAAUUCAUGGAGAUGAAAGGUGCCAACAGCCCUGGGAUCCUUGUACUGACCACAGGCCUCAGCAAACCUUUUAUGCGUCUGGAUAAAUACCCCACGUUACUCAAAGAACUUGAAAGGCACAUGGAGGAUUAUCAUCCGGAUCGCCCAGAUAUUCAAAAAUCCAUGACUGCCUUCAAAAAUCUUUCUGCACAAUGUCAAGAAGUACGGAAACGGAAAGAGCUUGAACUACAAAUACUGACGGAAGCUAUCCGUUGUUGGGAGGGAGAGGAUAUUAAAACACUCGGCAAUGUGAUUUACAUGUCCCAGGUCAUGAUUCAGUGUGCUGGAAGUGAGGAAAAGAAUGAAAGGUAUCUUCUUCUCUUCCCUAACAUUUUGCUGAUGUUGUCUGCCAGCCCGAGAAUGAGUGGGUUUAUCUAUCAGGGGAAACUGCCAACGACAGGAAUGACUAUCACAAAGCUAGAAGACAGUGAAAACCAUAAAAAUGCAUUUGAAAUAUCAGGAAAUAUGAUUGAAAGGAUACUAGUGUCUUGUAACAACCAACAAGAUUUGCAUGAAUGGGUGGAUCACCUGCAGAAGCAAACCAAAGUCACAACUGUUGGGAAUCCCACCAUUAAACCUCACUCUGUGCCAUCUCACACACUUCCUUCCCAUCCUGUAACACCCUCCAGCAAGCAUUCAGACAGCAAGCCGAUACCACUGACUCCUGCAUACCACACGCUCCCUCAUCCGUCGCAUCAUGGGACUCCACAUACCACGAUAAACUGGGGACCUCUCGAACCUCCGAAAACCCCCAAGCCUUGGAGUCUGAGCUGCUUACGACCUGCACCUCCGUUACGGCCUUCAGCAGCUCUUUGUUAUAAAGAGGAUCUCAGUAAAAGCCCUAAAACCAUGAAAAAGCUGCUUCCCAAACGCAAGCCAGAACGGAAGCCAUCAGAUGAAGAGUUUGCACUGAGAAAAAGUACGGCUGCUUUAGAAGAAGAUGCUCAAAUUCUUAAAGUCAUUGAAGCAUAUUGCACAAGUGCCAAAACACGUCAAACACUAAAUUCAACAUGGCAAGGCACUGACCUGAUGCAUAAUCACGUCUUGGCUGAUGAUGACCAAUCAAGUCUAGACUCCUUGGGUCGUCGCAGUAGUCUUUCUCGUUUGGAGCCUUCAGACCUCUCAGAAGACUCUGACUAUGACAGUAUAUGGACAGCCCAUAGUUACAGAAUGGGGUCUACAUCUCGUUCCCGUAAAGAAUCAGCUCCUCAAGUCCUGCUUCCAGAAGAAGAAAAAAUUAUUGUAGAAGAAACUAAAAGUAAUGGUCAGACUGUUAUAGAAGAGAAAAGCCUUGUUGACACAGUAUACGCAUUAAAGGAUGAAGUACAGGAGUUAAGACAGGAUAACAAAAAGAUGAAGAAAUCAUUAGAAGAAGAACAAAGAGCUCGCAAGGACUUGGAGAAGCUUGUUAGAAAAGUUCUAAAGAACAUGAAUGAUCCAUCUUGGGAUGAAACCAAUUUAUAACUAAUUUUUUUCUUUUUUUUUUUUUCCCUUUUUCUUUCUAUUGAAAGACCAGUUGUAAAACUGAGCUGGGAAGCCUUCUGACAUUAGUCAGUGUUGCAUCAAGAGCACUACAAAACAGGAUUUAACUGGAUCUAGUGAUUUCUUGCUCUGAACAUAUAGAAACAGUCAAGCCAUUUCCUGAAGCAAUCUGUACUUUAAGUGUGGAGACCGUGGAUCCUGAACUCUACUAAACUUAAUUUGUUUGCAUCUAAAUUACCUCAUUUUGCAGAAAGUGCAGCACCUGACUAAAAGUCCAUGUUUUUCAGUGGCUUUUUAAUUAAAUAUAUAUUUUUCUUGUAAAUAUCUGUAAUUUUGAAUGCAUAUGUGAUUGAUAUAUCAGGGCUGAUAUGUUAUUUUUUUUCCUCUUGUUAUUACAAUGGUCACAAGUGUUAGAAAUGAGGGCAGUACUGUCUUACCUAAGAAGGGUUGGAGUUCUUCGUGGAUAAUUAUGGAUUUGUUCUAAAUUACUCACUCAUCACACAUGCAAAUUUAGAAACCCAUUUUUUUUUCCUAUUGACCACUGUAUUUAAACUCUUUACUGUUAUUUAUGUCUGUGCAUACAUUUUUAAACAGUUUACAAUUCUUUGAGAACAGUAUUAAAAUACGGAAAAAUGUUUAUUGACAGUAGAAACAAUUUUUAACAAAAUGAAUGCCCAUGACUUAUGUUCACGUACACUUGUUUGGCAGACUAAUCUGUUGUGCUUUGGCCACCAAAAGACUGAUGUACUUGCCUGCUUUUUAUGACUGUGAUUUUUAGGUGUUUAUGUACUACAUUUUCUAUUGUUGUGCUUAAACAUACAGCUGGCUGGUAAUUUAAUAGAUCGUACAGUUUGUUAAAGGAAAAAAAAAUCAAUCUAAUCCAGGAUUUUGUGAAUAAGUUGUUACUAUUUGUAUUUUAUGGUCACAACAAUUAAAUUUUAGCUAACCUUUGUGCAUAAGGCACAUGGGCUAGGCCAAACUUCAUUCAGAACUUUGGUUUUAUACCACUAUGUCAGACUCUCUGGAAUUCCGAGACUGCGGAAGCAGAGUCGUUCCUUUCCCACCCUGUUUUCUCAGGGUGUUGCUGGUUUCUGUCCUACUACAAUUUAAAUGGAAACAAAUCUGGAAAUAAGAUAUUUUUUUUUUAAUCAUACUGUAAUUCAUAAUUCGCACUGCUGACAAAUUUGAAAAUACAUAAAUGAACAUUUAUUCCCUAGUCUGAUAGGUGCAAUUACUGCAAUCCUUUCUUGUAUUUAAAAUAGGAAAUGCUACAUCACUGCAAAUGGUGAGCUUCAGUUGGAGCACUUAAAAUACUAAUCCCAUGAAAGCCCAUUGUAAGUGUUUUUCUGAUUUCAGGAAAAUUUGGCUCAAACUCCAGACGGUGCAAUUUCCUGAGGGGUUUUUCUUCAGUUGACAGUCAGAAGUGCAGGUAUAGCACAGACCCGAGUCGCACCUUUCGUCAUCCUGAUUUUUUAGUGCCCUUUAACUCUGUUAAAAGUAAUGCUUGGACUUCAGCAAAUGUUCAUAUGAACUUUAAUGAGUUGGAGCCAGGAUGGUUAGGGUGGUAGGAAUUGUCAUGCAUGCUUUGAAUCUAAUGAAAAAUCUAUUUUUAAAGCUAUCCACUUUUCUCAGCCAAGCACAGCUUUUUCAAAUAGGAAAAAAUGACAAUGAUUACAUACUUGAGGAACAAUUCUGUGGGAAUGGAUACUUAAGAAUCUAAAUAGACAAUUAGUUGUCCCAUUUAAAAAGCUGAAUAUAUUUGUAGGUGUUUUAAUUUGUGUUACUACAAUUUAAAAAUGUCUUCCUUUAAUUCUAAAGGAGCAGACUGGAUAAGAAAACUAAAAAAAAAGUCUAUAAUAUCAGUUACAUAUAUUCACAGAACUUUAAAUUUAUGAUAAUUUUUGAUACCAAAAUCUCUUCCUGUUGUUUGCGGUUGCACAAAAAUGUGGACUGACAUUUAUAAUUAUCUUCAUAUUUAGAAAAUACUCUUGCUGAAAGCCUAAGUGAUACUAAACCCUGCAAAUUCAUAGCAUCUCGGCUAAAUUUAGAUUUGGGAAUGCCAACGUAAUUAGAGUCUUGCUAACAUUUUAACUUUCUGACAUUCAGGCUAUUUUCAGAGUGAAUUUUAAUUUUCAAUUAAGCAUAUGGGAAAGGACAUUCCAGAAGAAGAAGUACGAAAGGAAAACAUGAAUCUUAGCAGUAUUUAGCAAAUUUUAACUCAGGAACAACUUCCAUCAUAACAAUUUGUUUUACAUUAUAUAGUAAAAAGUGGUGUUGCUUUGUAAAUUUGCUGACUCUUAGUACCUGUGAUUAUUAUAAUUUCUGACAGUACCCCUAUACUGACAUCUAAUGAACAUGCCUUAAAUACUGGGAUUAAGCAGUUGUUAAGUAUGACCGGGACUUAGGGACUGAUUUUAUUCGAGGUGGAUUGGGAUGAUGAAUUUUUUAAAAGAUAGGUAACUUUUGUCUCUAGUGCAGAGCGCGAGCUUCAGGCUUUUGGGAACCAAGGAAUAUCUGAACUUUUUUUCUUUGACAAUUUGUUAUACUGUAUAUAGAUUGUAAAUUUCACCGUGGACUUUCUGAAUUGUUGGAAACUUUAUAUAAGCAUGGAUAAAUGGGGCACUGUUUAUUUAACCUAUUAAAGGGUUAUUUCUUUGCUCUCAUCAUUUAGGGAUGAGGAGAUGAAGCCAUUUCUUAUCCUAUAGAUGUGAAGCACUUUCAGUUCUGAACUGUCCAAAAUGUAGCAUAACAUUUCUCUGUACUUACUGAUGUAUGUGUGUUUGUCUCGCCAUGUCAUGACAUCUUAAACAACUGACCGCCUUUGUAUAAACCUUCUUAAUGCCAAUCACUUAGGGAAUUUAGAGUGUCUGUUUACGGUAUCUGUGGAGAACUCAAGUUUAGUUUAGACGUCACAAUAAUAUCUUGGUAUCGACUACUAAAGUGUUUAUGCUACAUUGUUGUAAUUAAACCAUGAUUUUUCCCCUA